Phytophthora nicotianae INRA-310 is the source of this 3449-nucleotide messenger RNA. RefSeq lists its product as hypothetical. The transcript has a single exon. NCBI's taxonomy places the organism in Eukaryota, Oomycota, Peronosporomycetes, Peronosporales, Peronosporaceae. The record is from RefSeq and is a predicted model, not a curated record. Bases 1 to 3246 code for a protein of 1081 amino acids.
AUGGUGUACACCUCCGGUGGAGGGCUGCGCUUUUUUGUGCAAGCUGCAAGCGUUUGUGUGAUUGGUUUAAGCGUGAUUCCUACAGCACAGCCACUGGCAAGCAACGUUGACUCUGGAAGCGGAUCAGUCGUAGAGGAAUUGGUGGGGGACUGUGAAAUUUCCGAUGGAGACAAGGCGUUUGGCAUUCAGGGGGUUAUCGAUAUUGCGUGUGCUACUGGCGGGCUUGGCUGCUACAAUGAUCACUGCCGAUACUGCAAAGUCAUUGACACUUUGAAGUCCGCACAUUUAGAGAGUUGCGAGUCGCUUGGAGCCUCGUUUCCUUCAAUGGCGCCACUGAAAGUCUCCACGGAAGCCUGUCACGUUUCUAGUGGUGACGCUGCUGUCGGUGUCGGAGGAAUGACAGACCCUUCUUGUCUCUAUGGAGGCAUCGGAUGUUUCAACGACCACUGCCGAUUCUGUCAAAGUAAACCAACUCCUCAGUCCUCUCAUUUCUUGCUGUGCUCGUGGGUCGAAAAUUCCAGUAGAAGUGCCGAGUCUCUUGAAGGUUCUGCUGGGGAUGCAGGGUUGGACCGAGUCUUGUCCUCCGAGAGUACCGCAGCGACGGGGACUAGUAGCGUGUGCUCCAUGACAGCAUCGGAUGGCGAUGUUGCGGUCGGCAUUAACAUCAUUACUGACGUGACUUGUGCUAGUGGUGGUUCCGGGUGCAUCGACAACAUUUGUCGUUUCUGCAAAACCAAGGACACAACGCAGUCGGCACACUUCACUGCUUGCCCCGCUGUUGCUACGAAGACCUGCACUACACCGGUGUCGUCCGGUGACGCGGCUGUCGGCAUCAACAUCGUCACUGAUGCGUCGUGCGCUCAAGGAGGCUUGGGGUGUAUCGAUAGUGUGUGCCGUUUCUGCCGAACGACUUCUACAGCCCAAUCAUCCACUUUUGUGGACUGUGCCUUGAUCGGAACCCAGACUCCAGUAACCACUACAACACCUGUAGUGACUACACCGGCACCAACCCCAGCACCAACCCCAGUACCUACAACAGCAGCGAAGCAAAGCUGCAGCGAGACCGUAUCGGACGGCGAUGCUGCUGUCGGUAUCAAGAUUGUCACGGACUCUAGCUGCAGUUCCGGGGGCUUAGGCUGUAUUGACCAGAUCUGCCGGUUCUGUCGUGUCACGACUACCGCCCAAUCCGCGUCGUUUGUAGACUGCGCCACAAUUGCCGGCACACCAACCACGGCAGCUCCAGCGACUACACCAGCACCAACAAAGACACCGGCGCUGACCACCGUAGCUCCGACAAAAAUGCCAGCACCAACUAGUGCGCCAUCCACUACUAUCUGUACCAUCAUCGCAGCGGCAGGUGAUGUUGAUGCGGGUAUCAACAUCGUUACGGACACUACAUGCGCCUCUGGUGGCCUGGGUUGCAUUGACAACGUGUGCCGGUUUUGUCGAGUUUCGUCUAGUACUCAGUCUUCAGGGUACGUGGAUUGCGCUGCCAUUACAGGCACCACCACUCAGACUCUUCCGACAUCGGCACCAACACCUGCACCAACACCAUCGACAAAGGUCGCUAGCCCUGCGAUUGUAUUUGAGUGUUCUCGUACCAUAUCGAGCGGAGACAAAGCUGUUGGACUGGACAUUGCCUCUGAUAUUCGCUGCAGUGAAGGCGGCACUGGAUGCUUGGACGAGGUCUGCCGCUUUUGCAAACGCUUCGACACGGUCCAGUCGCAGUCGUACGUUGACUGCUCUACGAUCCCGUCGUCCGACAUCGGCUUCGACAUCAGCUUUGUGCCAAUCCCUGUUGUUGAUUCGGAUGCUCCUACAAGAAUGCUCGCAGCGGACUCGCCUAGUAGUUUAGAUGCAUCCAGCAGACCCGAUGCAUCCGAUUCAUCCUAUGAAGGCUCGGCGGCUAGUGUGUGCACAAUGGCUGUGUCCUCUGGAGACGCCGCAGUUGGUAUCAACAUCGUGACGGACACAAGUUGCUCGAGCGGUGGUACCGGCUGCAUUGACACUAUUUGCCGCUACUGCAAGACCAAGGACACUGAUCAAUCUGCACACUUAAGUAGUUGUCCAUCCACCACAGCGGCUCCACUGACCACAACUAAGACGUGCAUGACUUCGGUUUCGGACGGGGAUGCCUCCGUCGGAAUCAACAUUAUCACGGAUACGAGCUGUGCUAUCGGCGGACUCGGUUGUAUCGAUAGUAUUUGCCGAUAUUGCAAAACGAAGUCGACGGAUCAGUCGACGCAUUUCGGUAGUUGCUCAGACUACUCAUCAACGACCAGUUCUCCUGCCACCAGUGCCCCUGCCAGUACAGCACCACCAGCCACCUUCGCUCCUGCGGUGACAACUUCCCCGACUUCCACGACUACUUAUUCGAUUCCGAUGGAUUGCUAUCAAACCGUGUCUAAUGGUGACAAAAAUCUCGGCUUAGACAUCGUCACGGACAUGCGCUGCGGUGACGGAGGUGUAGGCUGCGUCGACAGUAUCUGCCGUUUUUGCAAGCGUUUCGAGACGCCACAAUCUCAUUCAUACAUGAACUGUUCCGACAUCCCUGCCUCGUAUACUGGCGCAGACAUUACUUUCAAGCCGAUCUUGCAAGAUGACACAAUGGAGUCGUCCGCUGCAGAAAGGAUAGUUGGCCUCCACGAGUCGGAAGAAUUUACGGCGGUCGAGACGGAUGGCAUUUGUGCAAAUGUGUCACUGGCAGACGGUCAAUCGGCUGGAGGAAUUGGCGUCGUGCUCGACACGGUUAACUGUCCUGAGGGUCUAGCAUCGGGAUGUAUCGGAAGUGAAGGAUGCCGAUACUGCAUGAGAUUCCCGACGAACGUGUCGGAGUAUUUGGAGUACUGUGCGAUCGUGAAUAGUACCGGCGUGGCAUAUCCUCUAACAGGUGUAUCUCCGUCCAUGGGAGAUGGAAGCACUCACUCGGCUGAUGCGGGCACUGCUGGGUCACUCUCCGCUGAAACUGGUAACUCUAUUUCAGCUGAAACGAGGUCAUCGGAUGCGGGAGCUCCGACCUUUGUCAAGAGUGGAAUCAUUCAGUGGAUUGCUGUUGCUGCUGGUUGCGCUGGAGUCGUCAUUGUUGUGGCUUUAGCUGGAAUUGGUAUCAAUCGAACGAUUAAAAACCUUGCGGGCCGGAACGCACGAUCGUCAGACAACGAGAAGGUCAGUCCCGAAGAUGAAAAUCGCACCAGCGUGCUGGUUGCCUCGAAUGUAGGUGAGCCCGGCAUUAUUAGCGACGUGUAGCAGAAUUCGGAAAAGCUCUUUAGCACGCACUGACAGCAUUCACCAACUAUCAGAAUCCACUCAUCCAGUGCAGGUUACAUGCCCAGACCUUGCAGUGUACCGGUAGCACUUUCCUUAAGCUUGAUCGUUCAUAAUUUCAAUUCAACCCUUCAUCGACACUAAACACAAGCGAGAAUUACUGUGUUAGUCAACGGUGUCAGUAC